AUUUCAUCAAUUGCUGGCGUUGCUUCCACUCAUUUUCUUUCUUUCUUUUUUGGGUUUUUAGAUUUUCACGGUUAUGCACGCAUAAGUCCAUAGACGUUCCACCGCCUAAAUUCUUGGAAAAUCUAGGGUUCCUCAUUUUCCGUUUGGCUGUUCCGAUUAGAUCUGGAUCAGCUCUUGAAAUGCUAGUGGUUUCGCUGAUUCAAAAUCAGUGAAUUCGCGUCCUGAAUUGGCCAAAAUGAUGAUUGUCGGUCCGAUAACUCCAGGCCAGGUGGCGUUUUUCAUCGGAUUUGUGUCCGUAUUCGCUGCAUGGAUUUAUGCUGAGUUUUUGGAGUAUAAGAAGAAUGCGUUCCCUUCCAAAACGCAUUCGGAUCUCAAUUUGGUUGAGUUAAAUGAAACAGUUAAAGAAGAUGACAGAGCUGUUUUACUUGAGGGGGGUGGUCUCCAGUCAGUUUCUCCUAAAGCCCGGAGCUCAUCUGUCACAUCUCACAUCUUCAGAUUCCUUCUCAUGGAAGAGUCUUUCUUGAUUGAAUACCGAGUGACACUGAGAGCCAUGUGUGAAUUUGGGGCUCUUUUGGCCUACUUUUACUUAUGUGAUCGUACAAGUCUCUUUGGUGACUCCAAAAAGAGUUACAACCGGGAUCUCUUUUUAUUUCUCUACUUCCUUCUUAUCAUAGUUUCAGCAGUGACUUCCUUCAAGGUCCAUCAUGAUAAGUCACCAUUCUCUGGGAAAUCAAUACUUUAUCUGAACAGGCAUCAAACUGAGGAGUGGAAAGGCUGGAUGCAGGUAUUAUUUUUGAUGUAUCAUUACUUUGCGGCAACAGAAAUCUAUAAUGCCAUCCGCCUUUUUAUUGCUGCAUAUGUGUGGAUGACUGGAUUUGGGAAUUUCUCAUACUAUUAUGUGCGCAAAGAUUUUAGCCUUGCAAGGUUUGCUCAGAUGAUGUGGCGGCUUAAUUUCUUGGUGUUUUUUUGCUGUGUUGUCCUUAAUAACAGCUAUAUGCUAUACUACAUUUGCCCCAUGCACACUCUUUUCACUCUUAUGGUUUAUGGGGCACUUGGUAUUCUAAACAAAUAUAAUGAGAUAGGGUUGGUCAUAGCUGUGAAAAUUGUCUCUUGCUUCUUGGUGGUUGUUCUGUUAUGGGAAAUUCCUGGAGUGUUUGAAUUUGUAUGGAGCCCACUCACUUUCAUACUAGGUUACACUGAUCCAGAUCCCUCAAAACAAAAGUUUUCCCGUUUGCAUGAGUGGCAUUUCCGCUCAGGUCUUGAUCGCUACAUAUGGAUAAUUGGAAUGAUAUAUGCUUAUUAUCAUCCUACUGUGGAGAGGUGGAUGGAGAAACUGGAGGAAACAGAAGUGAAACUUAGAGUAGCAAUCAAAAUGGCUAUUGCAACAGUAGCCUUAACGGUGGGAUAUCUGUGGUUCGAGCAUAUAUACAAGCUGGACAAGCUUACAUACAAUAAGUACCAUCCGUAUACCUCAUGGAUUCCGAUAAGUGUCUACAUAUGUUUGCGGAAUCUCACACAACAAUUUCGUUGCUACUCCUUGACCCUUUUUGCAUGGCUUGGAAAGAUAACACUGGAGACUUACAUCUCCCAGAUCCAUAUAUGGUUAAGAUCGGGAUUGCCAGAUGCACAGCCAAAACUGUUGCUUUCUCUGAUUCCAAGUUAUCCAUUAUUGAAUUUCAUGCUCACUACUUCCAUAUAUAUUGCAAUAUCUUACAGACUCUUUGAGCUGACAAAUACUUUGAAAGUUGCAUUCGUGCCCAGCAAAGACAACAAGCUCCUUAUGCACAACAUCAUUGCAGGAAUAGCGAUCUCAGGCAUCUUAUACACGUUGUCAUUCAUAUUCCUGCAAGUCCCCCAGUUGUUGGUGUGAGAAUUGAAUGAUAUAAAGAUAAUAUGAAAGGCUGCAAGCUUCCAUGUCGAUGAGCUGUGACCACGCGAAGGAGUAUUUCCAAAUUCCUUGACAUCAAAUAGUUUUCAGUUCUAUAAUUGGAAAUAGGAUUUAUCAGCCACUUGACCACUGGGGAUCCAUCUAUUUGUAUAGGAGAGGUGAGCAAUGGAUUGGACCUCUAGUUGAGGUGUUGUUCUUGUCAUGUCUUAUUCAUUUUAUACAUCUAUAAUUACAUAGCGGUAACAAGUGCAAUGUUUCAUUCACUAUUCCACAAAAAGAGCACGCCAAAUUUGUUUUUAUCAGAUUUUCGAUGAUCAGUAAUAAUAGCCCCUGUUGCAUUCAACAGUCUCGAAA
Molecule: messenger RNA, 2242 nt
Organism: Vitis riparia (riverbank grape)
Lineage: Eukaryota; Viridiplantae; Streptophyta; Magnoliopsida; Vitales; Vitaceae
Product: protein REDUCED WALL ACETYLATION 2
Exons: 16
Coding region: 236-1870 (544 amino acids)
Biological process (GO): xylan biosynthetic process; plant-type secondary cell wall biogenesis; xyloglucan metabolic process
Cellular component (GO): Golgi apparatus
Molecular function (GO): acetyltransferase activity
Source: RefSeq, a predicted model, not a curated record